Messenger RNA from Arabidopsis lyrata subsp. lyrata, 821 nucleotides. RefSeq lists its product as uncharacterized. The record is from RefSeq and is a predicted model, not a curated record. Bases 158 to 550 code for a protein of 130 amino acids. The transcript has 2 exons. Lineage: Eukaryota; Viridiplantae; Streptophyta; Magnoliopsida; Brassicales; Brassicaceae.
UUUUGGAAGAAACAAAAAACAAAACAGAAAUAGGAAAAAGGGUUACUAACGCCAAAAACCCAACCCUUGUCCUGUGUUCUUCAUCAGCGCGACAGCGCCGCGUUCUCAAAGUUGCUCUCACAAUCAAAAGCUUCUCCGAUCUCCAAUCAUAUAAGUUAUGGCUGGGAAAGCUGCAGAAGCUGUGGCGAAGACAGUGACGGGGUUUCAAUAUCCAUGGAGGGCGAAACUCGAUAAGUACAGAACCGAGCUGACAAAAGGCGUGUGGGGUUAUUGGGAGAUGGGAGCAUGGAAACCGUUAGGGAUAAGCGCAAGAAGGAGGGCGAUGCUGAGGAAAGAAGUGUUGACUAAUGGAGAAGAUUGGCCUUAUGAUCCAGAGAGGAAAGCUAUGAGGACAAAGAGGAAAGGGCAUAAAUGCGAUAGGAUUUCGGCUGAGAAAAGAGAGAACACGGCGAAACUUAUGCUGAAGAUGCCUCAGAUGCUGCUUGAUUAUAAGAAGAGAAGGUGGGAGAAGAAGAUGAAGGAAGAAGAGAAAGCUAAAGAAGACAAGUAAUUGAUUUGUUGAGAUCAUUACUUUAGUCUUGAGCUGAUGAAUAAUAAUCAUUUAGUUUGUUGAUCUCAUGAAAUCUGGAUUUUGAAAUCUUGGGUCUAAGAGCUCAAGUUUGCUUCUGAUAUGCUUUUUUAUGAUGUUUUUUUGUUUAUGUUUGUUCUUAACAGAACCCAAACGUGGUUGUGGUUAGGAUCGGAUUCUUUUUAACCAAAGAAUAAUUUUGUCUGUAAAAAAUGGUUUAUGAAAUAUCGGUUCGUGCAAUUUCUAGAAGAAA